CGAUAGACUUAGCAAGGUUUUGCCGUCAAUCAUUUCUCAAUCUCAAAAUGGGUUCAUCAAGGAUCGCCAGAUUACAGAUAAUAUUAUGAUCAGCCAUGAGGUCACUCACCAUAUUAAAACCCUUUACUCAGGUUCAAAGUGUUGGAUGGACUUAAAAUUAGAUAUGGAGAAAGCUUAUGAUCGUAUUGAGUGGUCAUUUCUCUUUGAAAUGAUGAAGGAAUUAGGGUUCAAUAGUCAGUUUGUAUCCUGGGUCCAGGAGUGUGUGACCACUGUCUCCUAUUCCAUCCUCGUUAAUGGUUCCCCUUCAGAGUACUUCAGACCCUUGGGAGGACUACGCCAAGGCGAUCCUCUAUCUUCUCUGUUAUUCGCUAUAUGCAUAGAGGGUUUCUCUGCUAUGAUAAAUCAGGCAGUAACCAUGGGCUUCUUGGAAGGAGUCAGGAUCCGUCAGAACUGUCCAAUGAUCUCUCACCUCUUCUUUGCUGAUGACUCUUACCUUUUCGUACAAGCUUCUCGCGCCUCUUGCUCGAAUCUAUUAUUCAGUAGAAAUACUAAGAGUGAAGAUGCAAGCCUCAUGGGAUCGCAGUUGGGAGCAGGGGCUAUAGGAGAACAUGAUUCUUAUCUAGGCCUUCCAUCUCUAAUACCAAGAACCAAGAAGGAUACGUUCCUCUAUAUUGAGGAAAAGAUGGGCAAGAAAUUGCGAGGUUGGAAACAAUGUACCCUGUCAAGAGCAGCUAAGGAUACUCUAAUCAUGACCUCUGCAACUAAUAUACCAGUUCAUAGUAUGUCAUGCUUUAAAUUCUCAGUUGAUACUUGUAGACGUUUAAAUGGCCUUUUGGCAAGGUUUUGGUGGGGUCUGCUACUAAUUUUGAUCAUCCAAUACACUAGGUAUCAUGGAAAGGUCUCGCCCAAAGUAAAUUUCAUGGAGGAAUAGGCUUUAGGGAUUUUAGGGCCUUCAAUCAAGCUCUUUUAGCCAAGCUAUGUUGGCGUAUUUGGACAAAUACCGACUCGCUCAUUAGCCAAUUGUAUAAAGGAAGAUAUUUCAAUGGAAAUACGAUUUUGAAAGCCUCCAUUGGCUCUAAUCCAUCUUGGGGUUGGAGAAGUAUUCUCUAUGGGCGAGAGCUCCUCUUGCAAGGAUUACGAUGGCAAGUAGGCGAUGGAAACGACAUAGAAGCCUUCAAAGACAAUUGGUUAUUAGCUGAUAAACCACGCCCUCCUGAUAAACCGUUAAUUGCACAUGUUUUUACCCCUAUUCUUGAGCCGUUUGAGAUGUUGAUUCUCGUGUUUUCGGCCGAUUUCACGCUAGGUUGUGCUUGUUUGUGAUAUUUCAGGUCCUAGUACGUGAAUGAAGGUUUGGGAGCGAGUUCGGGGUCGAUUGGACGAAGAUCGGACGUGUGGCGAGUCGCUGAGGAAGCCACACGGGCACCCAUAAAAUCCACACGGCCGUGUGAGGAACCAAUGUGGCCGUGUGGGAUUGUACGAGCCUUCACACGGGCAGUCUGGGCAUGCCACACGGCAGUGUGUAUCUGGCCGUGUAGGUAGCCUGAAGUCCAAUUAUUUGAAACGCCGCGUUUUGUCUCUCACACGGGCAUCUGGGUAAGUCACACGGCCGUGUGGCCUGCCCGUGUGAGUCGGGAAUUCUGGUUUUUACCCAAUGUCGAGCCACAAGUGAGGAAAUGGACUUUUCAGAGCAAAAACAGAGUUUUAGAGAGAGAAAGGGCGAAGAACAAACCCUAGGAGCUAUUUGGAGUGGAUUUCUCACCAUUGAAGCCCAGAUUGCGUCCCCAUGAGUGAAGAUUGACAUCCCAGAGCAGAUUUUCCUCAUCUUUAUGAGUAUGACUACUCUGAUUUCUGUUUUCCUCUCUCUCUCUCUAUGGAGUAGAACCCUUCUCUCACUUGGGUAUGAAGAAUCCUAGUUCCAUGUGUUAGGGAUUUGAUUGUAAUGACUUGGGAUGAUUAUACUGUCUCGUUUUAAUCGAAUGAUGCAUGUUUCAUUGAAUUGAUUAAAGUAUGAUAAGCUUUUCUUGAUUUCUGCUGCAACCUGAGAUAGAUAGAAUCUGAUUAUGUUGUUAGAGCUUCUUCAUUCGGUAGUAGGAGAUUGGCUAUACGAGAGUUAGUCAGUCUACUGCUUUGUACUGGAAUCCAAUUCCAGUAGUGGAGUUCUGUGCUUAUUGCUUCAGCUUUCAAUCCCGAGGAAGACUAGUCGUCUGCCGGGUAGUUAGACUGAGAGGGAUUGUUCAGCUUAAGAGAUUCCAAGCUACUGUCGGAUCUUCCGCAGUCUAAUCAACAGUAAAUCAACCCAGGGUAAUUACAAUUGAGACCUAACUAAGGAGCUAGGGGGACUCAUUCCCGAGUGACUCUUUUUUGCUUGAGAAAACCCAACCAAUUCCUGCUUUCUUUCUGCUUUCAGUUAAGACCAAAAAUCAAUCGACUUAGUUUGCUAGAUAAUAGAUAAUCACGGAGUAGGCAGUAGAUCUAGACCCCGGGUUGAUAUUUAGAACAUGCUACUUUACUGCAUUCCCGGACUGCGAUUACACUUGGUCGCAGUUUGGUGUUGUGUUUUGGCGUGUCAAGUUUUUGGCGCCGUUGCCGGGGAACCCUCUAGGUUAUUGGGGAAACGUGAAAAUUUGUUACUCUUGGUUUUUCUUUAUUGCAUUUUAUCUCUUCCACCUGUGUGCCUUCACGGGUUGCUUCUGCGGAUUGUGUGCAGGUAGUGCAUGACCUGUAGCCAGUCGGGAGAUCUACUACCAUUAGACCAGGAGCUUGAACGAACUUGCAGGAACUUCAAGCGUGCUCUAAAGGCACAACUGGUUGCGGAGGAGGCGCUAGCACAGCUGCAAAUCGCCGAAGAAGAAGAGAUGGGUGAUCCACAGGACCAUGAUGUGGUCCUUCCCGAGGAGCAGACCAUGGAAUACUACUGGACCGCCAGGGCCGCGGACAUGAGGUCACUCAUUCAACACCCUCAUGUAUUAGCAAACAACUUUGAGGUGAGCACCUCCGUCAUCACCAUGUUGCGCGGUUCGGUAGUGUUUCGUGGCAAAGAGGGGGAGUGCCCCCGAUCACAUCUCAGGCGAUUCCACGAGCUCAUCGAUGGAAUCAAGAUAAAUGGGGUCCCAGCAGAUGCCAUCCAGCUGAGGUACUUCCCGUUUACUCUGGAGGGGCAGGCCAAGGAGUGGCUAGACACUCGACCUCCAGGCUCCAUCACCACGUUCGCCAACCUGGCGGACAAGUUCCUCACUCGCUACCAUCCUCCGUCCAAGACGGCGGACCUGCAGAAGCAAAUUACCCAUUUUGCUCAGGAUGAAGACGAGACCAUCUGAGAUGCCUGGGAGAGAUACACCAGUCUCUUUCUCAAGUGUCCCAACCAUGGUUUUACUGAUGCCUUCAAGGUGGGCACCUUCUGCCAUGCCCUAUUCUCAAAUGACAAGCAGCUGAUUGACUCAGUCUGUGGCGGGAAUAUGCUCACCAAAACACCGCCACAGCUGAAUCAACUCUUUGAAGAGAU
Linum trigynum is the source of this 3502-nucleotide messenger RNA. Lineage: Eukaryota; Viridiplantae; Streptophyta; Magnoliopsida; Malpighiales; Linaceae. The record is from the annotation of a GenBank genome assembly.